AUGAAAUUGGCUCAGCACAUUAAAGUGAGGCAAAGGGUUGUGGCUACCGCAAUUACGUAUAUGAGACGGGUUUAUGUAAGAAAGAGCAUGGUAGAGUUUGAGCCCCGUCUUGUUGCUCUCACAUGCUUGUACCUGGCAUCUAAAGCUGAAGAAAGCAUAGUGCAGGCCAGGAAUCUCGUUUUUUACAUCAAAAGAUUGUAUCCUGAUGAGUACAAGUAUGAACUAAAAGAUAUAUUAGGAAUGGAGAUGAAGGUCUUAGAAGCACUGAACUAUUAUCUGGUUGUGUUUCACCCUUACCGGUCAUUAUCCGAGUUUUUGCAAGAUGCUGCAAUAAACGAUGUAAAUAUGAUCCAGAUUACUUGGGGAAUUUGUAACGAUACUUGUAAGAUGGACCUCAUCCUUGUACACCCUCCCUAUCGCAUAGCGCUAGCGUGCAUAUACAUAGCAAGUGUACAGAGGGAGAAAGAUAUCACAGCUUGGUUUGAAAAUCUUCGUGAGGACAUGAACUUGGUGAAGAACAUUGCCAUGGAGAUUUUGGACUUCUAUGAGAAUUACAGAACGAUGACUGAGGAAAGAGUGAAUACCGCAUUCAGCAAAUUGGCUUUGAAGCAGUAG
Molecule: messenger RNA, 615 nt
Organism: Arabis nemorensis
Lineage: Eukaryota; Viridiplantae; Streptophyta; Magnoliopsida; Brassicales; Brassicaceae
Source: the annotation of a GenBank genome assembly